This is a messenger RNA of Chionomys nivalis (European snow vole), 5364 nucleotides long. RefSeq names its product ubiquitin specific peptidase 42 (gene Usp42). The coding region runs from base 152 to 4150 and encodes 1332 amino acids. The record is from RefSeq and is a predicted model, not a curated record. Gene Ontology annotation, biological process: regulation of apoptotic process; protein deubiquitination. Gene Ontology annotation, cellular component: nucleus; cytosol. Lineage: Eukaryota; Metazoa; Chordata; Mammalia; Rodentia; Cricetidae. The transcript has 16 exons. Gene Ontology annotation, molecular function: cysteine-type endopeptidase activity; cysteine-type deubiquitinase activity.
GAGCUGCGGGUGCGGCGCUGACCCGGAGGCGGCGGCGGCGGUGCCCGGAUGGAGGCACGUCAUUGUCCCCCGCCGGGCGGCUGGGCUGUGUGCGGCGGCGGCGGCGGCCGAGGGGGAUGGAGCGAGUGCCGAGCCGGGUCAGGGUUGAAAAAUGACCAUAGUUGACAAAACUGAACCUUCAGACCCAUCACCCUGUCAGAACCAGCCUGGCAGUUCUGAGGCGGUCUCACCUGAAGACAUGGACACAGGCUCUGCCAGCUGGGGUGCCGUGUCUUCAAUAAGUGAUGUUUCAAAUCAUACACUUUCUUUAGGGCCAGUGCCUGGUGCUGUAGUUUAUUCCAAUUCAUCUGUACCUGAUAAAUCAAAACCAUCACCCCCAAAGGAUCAAGUCCUAGGUGAUGGCAUUGCUCCUCCUCAAAAGGUUCUGUUUCCAUCUGAAAAGAUUUGUCUUAAGUGGCAACAAUCUCAUCGAGUUGGCGCUGGGCUCCAGAAUCUGGGCAAUACCUGUUUCGCCAAUGCUGCAUUGCAGUGUCUGACCUACACACCACCCCUCGCCAAUUACAUGUUAUCUCAUGAGCACUCCAAGACAUGCCACGCAGAAGGAUUUUGUAUGAUGUGCAUAAUGCAAACACACAUUACCCAGGCACUCAGCAACCCUGGAGACGUUAUCAAGCCAAUGUUCGUCAUCAAUGAAAUGCGACGUAUAGCUAGACACUUCCGUUUUGGAAACCAAGAAGAUGCCCAUGAAUUUCUUCAGUACACAGUUGAUGCCAUGCAGAAAGCAUGUUUAAAUGGCAGCAAUAAAUUGGACAGACACACCCAAGCUACCACCCUAGUCUGCCAGAUAUUUGGAGGAUACCUAAGAUCGCGAGUCAAAUGUUUAAAUUGCAAGGGUGUUUCAGAUACCUUUGAUCCAUAUCUGGACAUAACAUUGGAGAUUAAGGCUGCUCAGAGUGUUACCAAGGCAUUGGAGCAGUUUGUGAAGCCAGAACAACUGGAUGGCGAAAACUCGUACAAAUGCAGCAAGUGCAAAAAAAUGGUUCCAGCUUCAAAGAGAUUCACCAUCCAUAGGUCCUCUAAUGUUCUCACUAUUUCACUAAAGCGCUUUGCCAACUUCACUGGCGGGAAAAUUGCUAAGGAUGUAAAAUAUCCUGAGUACCUUGAUAUUCGGCCCUAUAUGUCUCAGCCCAACGGAGAGCCAAUUAUUUAUGUUUUGUAUGCUGUGCUGGUACACACUGGUUUUAACUGUCAUGCUGGCCACUACUUUUGCUACAUAAAGGCUAGCAAUGGCCUCUGGUAUCAGAUGAAUGACUCCAUCGUGUCCACCAGUGAUAUUAGAUCGGUGCUUAACCAGCAAGCUUAUGUACUCUUUUAUAUCAGGUCACAUGAUGUGAAAAAUGGAGGGGAACCUGCUCAUCCCACCCAUAGUCCUGGCCAGUCCUCUCCCCGUCCAGGAAUCAGUCAGCGGGUCGUCAACAACAAGCAGGCAGCACCAGGGUUUAUUGGACCCCAGCUACCUUCCCAUGUCAUGAAGACUACACCACACUUGAAUGGCACCUCGCCAGUGAAAGACACGCCAAGUAGUUCAAUGUCAAGCCCUAACGGAAACACCAGCGUCAAUAGGGCCAGUCCUGUUAAUGCCUCUACUUCUGUGCAAAACUGGUCUGUCAGCAGGCCCUCAGUUGUUCCAGAGCACCCCAAGAAACAAAAAAUUACCAUCAGUAUUCACAACAAGUUGCCUGUUCGCCAGAGUCAGGCACAGCUGAAUAACAACCUCCAUGGCCCUUCGCUGGAGGCCCCUAGCAAGGCAACACCCUCCUCCACCAUCACUAACCCUUCUGCAAUACAGUCUACCUCGAACGCAUCCAUGACAUCUGUUUCCAAUAAAGUAGCAAAAGCAGUUUCCCCCAGUGAACCCUGUUCUAAGCCCAUGGUGAACGGCAAGGCUAAGGUGAGCUCCAGUGUGCUGGUCCCCUAUGGGGCUGAGUCCUCAGAAGAGUCUGACGAGGAGUCGAAGGGCCUGGCCCAGGAGAAUGGUGUAGACAUGAUGGCCAGCACUCCCUGUGCCAGGCCAGAAGCUAAAGAUGAGGACAGUGAGGCUUCCCCUCAUGAGCCACAAGAAUCCGUCACGCUAAAUGGUGCUAAUAGUGCAGGCAGCGACUUGAGAGAGAACGGCCUAGCAUUUGACAGUGCCAGCUGUCAGGUCCAGCCCGACAUACACACAGAAAACCUCUUUUCCAAACUUAAUGGUCUUCCUGGAAAGGUGACGCCUGCUCCUUUACAGUCUGUUCCUGAAGACAAAGUCCUUGAGACCUUCAAGCUUACCAACCAGGCAAAGGGCCCAUCGGGUGAAGAGAGUUGGACUACAACAGGGGAAAGCCCCCCAAAGGACCCUGUGCCACAGCUGGAUCCCAUCGCUGAUGAGAAAGGUUCUCUCGAGACACCAGAGGCAGUUACCAAUGGGAGCAUGAAGACCCCUACAACCAUGUCACUCCUGGAGCCCACCAUCAACUGUACCAAAGAAGACUCCUCUAUUGUCUCAGCUAUCUCGGCUAACCCUGCGGAGGUUCCGCCCUCCGGCACUGCUCCUUGUAACACCACCGGUACUACCUUGGGGGAUACCCCACUGCCCGAAUUGUGUGACCCUGAUGACUUGACUACCAACCCGAGCCAGCCACCCCAAGCAGUGAAAGGGGAAAUAGCUGAGAACACGCAGGACUCCACUUUGGCUGAAGCAGUAGAGAGACUGAGUCCGGCUCCCUCAGUACUCACAGGUGAGGGCUGUGAGCAGAAACUCUUCCUUUACCUCAGCACAGAGGGCUCCGAGGAGGCAGAAGAUUCAUCUAGAAGCUCGGGGGUCUCUGCAGACACAAUUCCCCCUCCUCAGCCUGACUGGACCACCAGCUCUUGUGAAGGGGCUGCUGAGCAGGUUUCCGGGGAGAGAGGUGAUGGAAGCAAGGUGGGACCCAAAGUUGAGGAGCCUUCCCCAGCUAAGGCAAAGGUGAGCAGCCUCCGGAAAGUGGGUCGAGGACAUUAUCGAAGCCGAAGAGCGCGCUCCUCCAGUGGGGAGCAUGGGAGGGACUGCAGGGCCCGGACGGAGGACCACCACCAUAAGAAGCGACGCUGCUACAGUCGAGAGCGGCCCAAGCAGGAGCGCCACCCCGUUAAUACGUACUGCAAUGGGGGCCAGCACCUGGGCCAUGGUGACAGAGACAGCCCUGAGCACCGCUCCUUAAGCAGAUACAGCCACCAUCACUCACGGGUUAGGAAUGGCCCAGAGCAGGACUGGAGCCGGUACCACCAUUCGGAAAAUGAGCAUGCUUGGGUCAGGGAGAGAUUCUACCCAGACAAGAUGAGGUGGGACAAAUGCAGGUAUUACCACGACAGGUACACCCCAUACACGGCCCGAGAGUGGCGACCUCUGCGUAGUCGUGAGCAUGAACGCACAGCUCAGCUUGGGCGUCCACACAAAGACAGCUACUGGGGCCGGAAAGGCUGGGAGCCACAACCUCGGGGGAAGGAACGGCCCCACUUCCAUAGCUCACGAGAGGCCUCAGGCCUUGCCCUGUCCAUCGAGAGGCAUCCCCAAGAGAAGGCCAUGCUGGCUGUGCAGGACAGCAACCACAGCUUACCUGAUCGCUUUCACGAACACGAAAGUGUCAAGUCAAGGAAACGGAGGUAUGAGACUACAGAAAAUGAUAGCCGCCUAGAAAAAAAAGCCCACAAAAAUCUGGAGAAGGAUGCUUUAGAAGAGCCAAGGGCGAAGAAGCACAAAAAAUCUAAGAAGAAAAAGAAGUCCAAAGAUAAACACCGGGAUCGAGAUGCCAGGCAUCAGCAAGAAUCCGAUUUUUCGGGAGCAUACUCUGAUACUGACCUCCAUAGACAUCGGAAGAAGAAGAAGAAAAAGAAAAGACAUUCGAGGAAGUCAGAGGACUUUAUUAAAGAUGUUGAGAUGCAUUUACCGAAGCCCUUGAGCUAUGAGGCUGUCGGCCAUUUCCGGAGAACAGAGGGCACCUUCCUGCUGGCCGAUGGCCUGCCUCUGGAAGACAGUGGCUCUUUCCGGGAGAAAUCUAAGCAUUUAAGGAUGGAAAGUCGGCCUGACAGAUGUCAUCUGUCAGAGUAUGGCCAGGGUAAGAAGACUGGGAAUUAAGGACACAGCUCUUUGAGUAACGUGUUUGGGAAAGGUAAUGAACACAGAGAUGUAAGGGGGCACAGAAUGUUAUGAGUUGACUCAAGAUGCCCUACAACAAGAUCCUCCCUAUGAGCAGAGGUAUGGUGUGACCUCUGUUGAAGGCCUGAGUUGCAUGGAGCUGGGCCCAGUGUAACCUGUGGAACUUAGAGUGUCUGUAUGUGUCACACAGUAGAGCUUUGGCUUUUAAAGUAUUCUAUGCUUGUGUAUGUUUGUAUGCGCCUACUUGUACAUCUGUGUGUAUUGUGUUAACUUCUGGACCCCUAAAGGCCCUAGUGUACUCCAGUUGCUAAGUCAUAAAUCAGUAGUGUGGUCUCUAGAGACGUAUCUUUCUUGUGGGGCUAUGGUACCCUUCAGGCUGCUGUUUUCUGAGGUGAUUCUUGCUGGAUCCUUUUUGAGUAGUUCAGGGUGAGUUCCACUCCCCCAUCUGAGUGCCAGUGUGCGUGGAUGCCCCUUUCUCUUCCUACCAUUUUUUAAUGAGCUUUUCCUUUAUAUAGCAUUUGGCUUGUAAAAUACGUAUGGGAUAGGAAUGUCAGUGGGGCCAGAGCAGAGGCUGGAAAACUGUAGCCCUGUGGCUACAGCCUAACGUGCAGUUCAGGGUGGCUCUCACAAGUACUGAGUAUAGUAGUAUUUGUUCAAGUGAAGCACUGUGUGGAAUCAGGUUUUGGCUGAAGUCCAUGUGUUGUGUUGUGCUGUUUUGAACCACUCAGUAGAGGUAAGACAUGGCCUGUCCCAUUGAAAUGAUUUUCAUCAUCUGGCCCUUGCUAUAAAAAGCUUGUCAUUUCUGCCCCAGACACCCAAAGAUGAUGGUCAUGAAUAAAAGGCGUGUGUGUUGCUACAGAUGUGUUGGCCCUGAGUGGAACCUUUUGCUCUUUGGCAGGCCACACGCACACUGCAUCAGGUGGUCUCAAACUGGUGGCUUGUUUGCAGCUACUCUGCACCUACACUUCUUCUGACCACCACUGACCCUUUCUCGUAAACUCCAGUUCUUCCUCACAUAAGAAUGUGCAGCUGUAUGCUGGGGCAGACCUGGUCCUUGGGCAUGGCUCUUGAACAUCCUCUGUUGGGAGUUCUUUGUAGCACUGCCAAACCAGUGUCUGCUUGCUCAUCCUGUAGGAGUGACUUUUCCUGCAGUCAAGUCUUCAGGUACACACACGUUAAAUUGUUUCCUCACU